Messenger RNA from Alternaria ventricosa, 2004 nucleotides. RefSeq lists its product as uncharacterized. The record is from RefSeq and is a predicted model, not a curated record. Gene Ontology annotation, cellular component: transcription regulator complex. Lineage: Eukaryota; Fungi; Ascomycota; Dothideomycetes; Pleosporales; Pleosporaceae. Gene Ontology annotation, biological process: regulation of transcription by RNA polymerase II. The coding region runs from base 1 to 2004 and encodes 667 amino acids. The transcript has 4 exons. Gene Ontology annotation, molecular function: DNA-binding transcription factor activity, RNA polymerase II-specific; RNA polymerase II cis-regulatory region sequence-specific DNA binding.
AUGCAGGUCCAGUCACCCCAGCCCUUGUCCAGGCUGUCGGCGGACAUUCCCCUCUUGGAAGGUACUCCGGUCGAUGGAUCGCCACAACAUCGAGACGUCCUCCAGGAGCGUUACGCUGCGCAGUCUCACAACACUCACAUCAGUACGGCAUCGCCGCAAGUGGGACAAAGGAGCAGUCUCAGCCCCUCGGAAAACACUCACGCACAACGGAACGUCGCCACAGGAACAUACUACACUGGCAAUGUACACGCACAACACAUCGGAUUGGCAGGCUUCGGCGUCGAGAGGUCAGAGAAGCAAAUUAGAUGCGAGCUCGCGCGACUAUACAAACUACUCCAGCGAUCGGAAAAGUACCAGACAUACCGUGAGAAACAACCAGCUCUCUCACCGGCCGAAGUCGUCGCGCGAGACGCUGCAGAGAGGAAAGAGCAGGAAAAGAGAAAGGCGCAGGGACUACAGCAAGAGAAGGACAAGACUGUUUGGCCUGAAUUCUUAGAGCAUGCCUUCUGGACAGGGCGGAAUGAGCUGAUCCAGGAUUCUAUUUACAGAGACACCGGUAUCAGACGCGAUCGCAAACAGGUUUCCAGCCAUCUUCAGGUCCUCAAGGACAAGCUCAGAGGUGUUCCUGCUGGUGAGUGCCCGUCUCUCCUACUCUACAUGGCCACACCAGAGGACGUCUCUAAGCGCCGAUCUGCGAAUACAUCCGCUCGAUCAUCUUAUUCGUCACAGCUGCAUGGCCGCCAACAUGCGCAGCGCACAGAGUCUGUUACCAAAUCCGAUUCCAGUACCUCCUCACCGCACGUUUUGCCGCAUUGUAGCGGCCCACAAUCCGACCUUGCCCUGGGUUCCGGCCCGGAUUCUGAUGCGCUGUCUUCGUCAUUCGCAGUCACGGGCUUCAAGAUCCUCCUUGAGGAGGAUCAUCAGCCUGUGCACUGUUUGGCUCAAACACAAUCGCAUGGCAGGCUCGACAGCUCGGAUGUGGUAGAUCUUGCCUCUUGGCACCGUCAGUACCGCGAGUUCAACUUCCUCCGAUCCGAGACCGAGGGCUGGAUAGGUAAUGCUCGCAAGGUGUUGGUCGCUACCGUGUCCACGGACUUGAUGACAGAGUUGCCACCGAAUGCCGACCUAUCCAUCAUCUUUGAUCUUCACUCGCAUUUCGAUCUGUCAAGGUACGACUAUGUGGAAUGCAUGACACGCUUCUACAACAGCGGCGACAACGUCAUUGACCCGCAAUUUGACCGCGCGAGGCAUGACCGGGAAGAAACGCGAACCACUUGCGAGUAUCGGCGAGACCCCCAAGGCUCUCAAGACCACCUCAAUACCUCGGUGGUCACUACCACCACUGAGUUCUCCGGUGGAAGCUUUGCACGAUCACGUACUCCUGGCAUGGCAUCGCCGAACACACAAGGCAACGACCUCAACUUCAAUGCCGGACAUAUGGCUAUCCGAGGCGACUUCGAACCUGUGAACAACCCUCAGGUAUAUGGGGGCUUCCUUAGCCAAAGCGAUGAACAUGAGGGAUUGCAUACGCUUGCUGGACUGGAGCACGAUGAGCUCGCGACUAUGGGGCUUGCUGUCGGCGAACAUGGAGAGCUGAUUCCAGUGGAUGCAAACAAUAAUCUGCACUAUUCCACCAAUGCAGCUUGCUAUUCGGCCAAAUCCAACUGGCAGCACGCACACCUCGUUUCGCACCUCGAGAAUGCAGCAGAGCAGUAUCGCCCUUACCUCAACCAUGAUGGUCAUGCUCAGGUAGCAGCAAAUCACGGUAUUGUCCAUGACCACGACCCAUAUCAACAAGUCGAUCAAAGACAGGAUUCAGUGGCGGGUAUCUUUCCCAACGUGAAUCACACCUAUUGGGGUUUGCACGGGCUCCAAAGCCCAUUCCAAGACGACAUGGGUAGUGGUGCCGUUCAUGGGACAGAACACUUAGAAGAGCAAACACACGGUCCAAACUACGGUGUGCCGGGUCUAGUUGAGAGAGACCAAACAGGAAGAGGUUAUUAG